GUCAUGUCGUCCGCUUCCCCGACACCAACAUACUAUGUAAUAUUCUGCGCAGUCGCAGUGACAGUCUUGAAGGCAGUCAAUGAGGAGGUUACGGAACCGUACAUGGACGAGCCGUUUCAUGUCCCGCAGGCGCAGGCGUACUGCAACGGUGACUAUUGGACCUGGGACCCGAAAAUAACCACCCCUCCAGGACUUUAUGUGUUCAGCCUCAUACUGAAGAAGAUCUUCUUGUUCAAGUGCAACCUCUCGAUGCUCCGCUUGACCACGAUGUUAUCUUUGCUUGCCCUUCCCAUCGUCCUAACACCUCUCUUAUCCUUCCACAAGCGUGAGCGACCUCCGCCAUCCGUUACGACACCUUUACUGGAAGCGGUGAUCCUCGCCUCGUUCCCUCUCGCCUGGUUCUAUGGGUUUCUCUACUACACAGAAGUUCCCAGCCUAGUCUCCGUAGUCUCAAGCGUGGUGUUGGCCUUACAGGGAAAGCAUUGGCUCGCUGCAUCGUUAGGUCUGGUCAGCUGCACAUUCCGCCAGAACAACAUUAUAUGGGUUCUGUACGCGUACGCAUCCAGCCAGCUCAUGGCUUUGCGAUUCCGGCGCGCACCUCCGGAUGUGAAGCCCACUGCGCAAUUCUACGAUCCACUUGCCCUGGAAGCGCGCCCGGUUGACUUGAUCAAGUCGAUACUGAGUGUGCCGAAGGUCCUUCCCGAACUCCUGCCCGCGCUUGUUCCCUAUACCCUGGUUGUGGCAGCAUUCGGAGCGUUCAUCGUGUGGAAUGGAGGAAUCGUUCUCGGCGACAAGUCGAACCAUAUACCUGCAUUCCAUGUCCCGCAGCUUUACUACUUCGUGGGCUUUGCGACCGCUUUUGGAUGGCCGGCCUUGUUGAGCGGUAAAGGCGGCAUCGUCUCGCUGGGUCAUGAUGUAUAUGCAAGAAUGUUUGGGAGCAAAAGGAACAUGCUUGUUACUUGCUUAGUGUCCGCGGUCAUGAGUUUGACCAUCUACAAGUUCACGAUCCAGCACCCAUUCCUGCUGUCCGACAAUCGCCAUUACACCUUCUACAUCUGGAGACGCGUCUUUCUGUUGCACCGAUUGGUGCCAUACCUCCUCGUUCCAGGGUACAUCGCCUGCGCGUGGGCGUGGUAUCUUCGCAUCGGACAUGACCAAACUCUGCUGCAAAGCGUGCUUCUGCCGGUACUCGUGGUGCCUACGCUGCUCCCUACUCCCCUUCUGGAGCCGCGCUACUUCUUAAUACCGUACAUUCUACUAAGGGCGCAGGUGAAGGACGUCCCGCUUUGGGGACUCGCGGUGGAGUGUCUGUGGUACGCGGCGAUCAACGGCGUGACAAUGUGGGUGUUCUUAUGCAAGGAGCGGGCAGGGGUAGGACGAUUCAUGUGGUAGACAGACGGAGAAUAGAGCACUGUUUAGG
Messenger RNA from Dichomitus squalens LYAD-421 SS1, 1420 nucleotides. Its product is annotated as glucosyltransferase. Bases 4 to 1392 code for a protein of 462 amino acids. The transcript has 9 exons. Gene Ontology annotation, molecular function: dolichyl pyrophosphate Glc2Man9GlcNAc2 alpha-1,2-glucosyltransferase activity. The record is from RefSeq and is a predicted model, not a curated record. Gene Ontology annotation, biological process: protein N-linked glycosylation; dolichol-linked oligosaccharide biosynthetic process. Gene Ontology annotation, cellular component: endoplasmic reticulum. NCBI's taxonomy places the organism in Eukaryota, Fungi, Basidiomycota, Agaricomycetes, Polyporales, Polyporaceae.